Messenger RNA from Closterium sp. Yama58-4, 1344 nucleotides. The record is from the annotation of a GenBank genome assembly. Lineage: Eukaryota; Viridiplantae; Streptophyta; Zygnematophyceae; Desmidiales; Closteriaceae.
AUGGACUCCUCCAACGCCAGAAUCGACGGCAUAGAUCUCACCUCGCUCCUCGAAGAUCCGGAAAUCGACGACGGCGCUGCGGGCGACGAUUCCGCGAGCGCGGAUGGCGAUUUCGCGAGCGCCGGCAGCAGUCGCCCCAGAAAUGUCACCGCAUUCAUGUCCCGAGCAGCGACGGUGUCGACUCCAGCCUCGGUGGUCUCCUUGCCUUCCGUCACCUCCCGUGCUUCAGUGACUUCUACAGCAGACGACGGCGACGACGACUCUUCUCUCUCCGGCACUCCGACGCGGAGCGACUCGAACUCUCGCCGACGGAGUUUCACGAUUGAACGUCGGGGUUCCACCGACGUGGCCCCAGCAGCAGCACCGCCCGCGGCUAGGGAUGAUACCGCGUCGCCGACGGCUCGAAGCUUGUUUUCAUACCAUUCCCCGCUUCACGCGGGCGGGGGGGCGAGAAACGGCAUUCCGAGUCGGCUUCCAAUCGACGUCACUCCCCCGAACUCGGGGUUCCUCGGCAGAAUCGGAGCCGACGCGCACAGUCACGUCCAGCCGAAGCUUUCGCAUUCCUCUCAAAGCGUUUCCGAGCAUUCUCACAAUCAACCCCCGCAGAUGCAUUCUUCUCGAAGCGACUCCGCGGUCGCCGCCCUGGCGUCGUACGGGAGGGGUAAAUACGCCGUGCAGAGUGGAGGGAGCUCGUUCGGCUCGACGUGCAGCGACGGGGGUGUCGCCAUUGCGACUUCUGCCUCUGCCGUUGCGACGGCUUCGACUGCUGCUGCGACUGGUGGUUUUUCUUCAGUGCAGAAGUUCCAGCCAGGAGUGGUGUUUUCAAGCCCGAUGCACCUGCAUCACCAGGAAGCUGCGUCUGAAUCACCGCAAGGAGAAUCGUCCGGAUCGCCUGGAUCGUCGUCAGUUGUGUCAUCAGGAUCCUUUUCUGGUGCAUCCCCAGACUCCUCAGACCCAGUCACCAUGAUCCCUCGCCACUCGAGCUUGACUGCGAUCUCCAAUUCCUCUGCUGCUUUUGCAGCCCGACACGCCCGGAGCAACACGGGCAGCCCGAGAACAAUUUUCAGAUACGUGUUACAACCCGGGCAGGCACCGCCAAAAUCUAUCAGUCAGAUCGAGAGGAGCGGGCAGGCGGCGAGCAGCGCGGCGAGCAAUGGGGGAGGGGCGUUGGUGCGGGAAAACGAAAAGGCUCCCUUGGAGGGUGGCCGUGGUGAGAGUGCGUGGGCGCCUGUUAUGGCUCCUGCUGAAAGAACGCAAGAUAAGGUGAGGGUGAGAGCUGGAGCUAACCCUGCUGCCGUGGAGGCUUACUUGAAGAUGAAAGCCCAGCGAGCAGGGCGGAGAUAG